CUUCAAAAGUUUCGUUCCGCAAGUCGCAAGUGUGUCUAUAGUUGGAAGAGAACCGAUUUCGAAGUGGGUUGCUAUGUUCGUGGCAAAAGUAACGAAGAGUAGAAAACUAUUUUUUAUUGCGCGACCUCUGGAAUCGAGUUAGCGCGAUCGCGGAUCGAUACGUGGCUGGCUCUCGACGCGUUUCGUCGUCCAAUUAAACAGCACGUUAACGCCCCGCUUCAUUUCUCUUUAUUCUUCCCCUUUUUCUAUUUUUUCUCCCGUCAAAACGCUCGAACAGAAGACUGCCGUUUGAAUGCACGCGCGAUUAGUGCGGGUGAAAUUGGUGAUCGGAUCACGCUUGUCAUUAGCAACCAUCGAACCGUACCGUAUGAGAUUUAAACGUGCAAGUGCCGAUGGCUUCGUGACAGACCCUCUCUUUCGUUCGAUAUCCGAAAAUAAUCCGACACCGUUCCGUAUCCGUGCAUUAUCGCGAUUAAAUUAGAAAAACGGGUCGCUACGAACGGAGAAGACUGCGCCGUCCGAUUUUGAAAAACGACUGAACGCGAGAGAUCGAUUUCGACAGUUUCCUUUAGUUGCGGAUGUAAAGCGACGCGAUGACGAAUCUUGCGAUAAACGCGUAAAGAUGGUUUAAAAAGUUUGCCGCGCUCAAGGCCACGGGCUUGACGCAUCGAUCUGCAGGUUCUCUGGAUCGGGAGCAAGAACACGGCAAUAAAGAAUUGCGGCAGUGGCGCGCCGUUGGAAUUGAGGUUAGCGUGCCGCCAAACCUCUGGAUCCUUUCUUCGUUUUCUGGUAUUGACCGGGUGGGCGCUCGUGGCGUGCUACGCCAUCGCCAUCUUUCGGAGGUUUGGCUCACCGUUCGGAAAAAUGAGUUUGGGCGGGAGGGAGGUGCACGACUGACGCGAGUGAUUGACGAUUGGGAUGUGCGUUCCCAUCGUGAGGAACUCGGCUUCGUAAUCGCUUCGGCGAAGAAAAGCACGCACCAGUAAGCUACAACCGAUUGUGUGGAAAGAAAUUUCGCGACAUCUCGCGAGGUGAACGAACGCUGGCAAUGUCGAGGCGAAGGCGCGACAACGGUGUCCCGUGCACUCGAGUGGAGAAGAUUGGGCGAAUCGAAACAAUAACGAACUCGGAUGCGUCGCACGACUUGUCUAAUCAACGCGGGGGUGAACGAUCUCCGUGAAGGCAAAUGUCCGAGAUGGUUGGAUCAUCGGUCUCGCGGCGACAUACACACGAAGGGAGACGUUUGUAACUGUCGCGAGUGAGUUCGUGCGAGGCUGGAUGUUCGCCAGCUCGAUCGACACGGACAUCGGACGGCGAUUGGACCAGGAGCGUAUCGUUCGAAGGAAGCAGAGGAAUCGGAAAAAGUAGGAUAUCGAAGGGCCGAGAAGACGAUAGACGAGCGACUCGCCAGAUCAAGAACUGCAAGUGUGAAGAAGAAGAAGGGAAAGAAGCGAAGGAGAGAAAAGCAGAGGGAGAGAGAGAGAAAAUCGAAACAAAGCGUGGCCGUGUGUGCGAGAGGAGCUCGCGGCAGGAGCAGCCACGGAGGCAGAGCGAGAGAGGUGGAGUGAACGGACGAUAAUCGAGGAUUUGAAUGGGUGGGCCGGGAGCCGGUAGGGUUAGCAGGCACGAGCUGAACGCGGUGCCAAAGAGCGACGUCGGUCACGGGGAUCGGACCCUCGUAAUCGGCGAGCCAGCACCACCACCACCGGCCUGUCCGUAUCACCCGACUUCGGCUUCGAGUUCGGAACGCGCGAUCUCAGCAUCCGGCCACCUGGUCCCCGCCCAGCUGCCGCCUUCGCCGCCUCCACUCGCCUCGUUGCACAUCACCGUCAACAACUGCAGCUCUAUUGGCAACAACAAUACUAGCGCCAAGCCGGACGCGAUCUCGAACGGUACCAAGGCUGCUACGACCAUGUCCUCACCACCCAAGCAUCGAAGGGGCUUCGACCCCAACGACGUAAACGCCACAGACUAUCGCCGUUAUCGUCGCGUUAAAACGACGAAACGAGGCUUUGUAUGUUCCACACCGUGACCUUGGGCGCCGGACACAGACCUCCCCGACAUCUCCCGACAUAUAUCUGUCAGCACGAGGCAUUAAAACACACACAAGCUUGCGAUGUUCGAUGUUGGAUCGCUUACUGGUUGUACCCUCGUCACGAACGAAUGCGCUGAAAAUAAAUA
Bombus pyrosoma is the source of this 2181-nucleotide messenger RNA. RefSeq lists its product as uncharacterized. The transcript is spliced from 3 exons. The coding region runs from base 1592 to 2032 and encodes 146 amino acids. The record is from RefSeq and is a predicted model, not a curated record. Lineage: Eukaryota; Metazoa; Arthropoda; Insecta; Hymenoptera; Apidae.